Prosopis cineraria is the source of this 1600-nucleotide messenger RNA. RefSeq lists its product as uncharacterized. Bases 341 to 1282 code for a protein of 313 amino acids. The record is from RefSeq and is a predicted model, not a curated record. Lineage: Eukaryota; Viridiplantae; Streptophyta; Magnoliopsida; Fabales; Fabaceae. The transcript has a single exon.
UGCCAAGGGGCCAAUGGGAGACUAGCACGUGAAUGGCAAUGCCGCGAUAGGCCAAUCCUUAAGGAUACGUGAACAGCAAGGUAUUCUAUAAGAGUCAAACGUUCUCUUUCUGCCUCUCUCAAUAUCUCUCUUCCUCUAGAACUGCGCUCGCCGGGAAGAUUUCAAUCUCUCCCGAUACCGACUUCUUCGCUCCAAAACAGUGAUCAAUGCUUAACGCGUUGACGGACGCAAUUCAAUAUCCAGAAUUAAACUGACUUUGCAUACCCAAUUCUCAAAACUUCAACCUUGCCGUUUACAUAUCUCAUCUCUGCCAUAAUUUGUUGGACGGAGGCCCUGUUUCAUGGCGACCGCAAUAGCUACAGCCGGAGAUACUUGCAGCACCAGGACUAACAAUCAACUCCAAUCAAAGACUCCAAGACCAAAGCGAAUAUGCUUUUCCUUCGCCGCAUAUGGGAAGACUCUCAUAGAGCAUCUCAAGUCGUCCAAUAUAGCGGUGGAAGAAGGUCUGUCCGACUCUGAGAUUUCAGACAUCGAGUCGUCCCUCAACUUCUGUUUUCCACCGGACCUCCGUUCCAUACUCCAGCUAGGUAUGCCGGUAUCCGAGGGCUUCCCCAACUGGCGUUCCUCCUCUGCCCAGCAACUCCAGCUCCUGCUGAACCUCCCCGUAUUUUCUCUGUUGCGACGGGUCUCGAAGAACAACUUCUGGCACUCGUCUUGGGGGACUCGGCCUCGAGUCAGGGGCAGGGCUCUGGAUUAUGCGCGCCGAUUCUUGAAGGACGUGCCCGCGCUGGUCCCAAUUUACCGGCAUUGCUACAUACCAUCGUCUCCGAAUUUAGCGGGAAACCCUGUGUUCUACGUGGAUCACGAGGGAGACGUUCGGCUGCUGAGCAACGACGUGUCGGGGUUCUUCGGAGAGGCGGCGUUUUUGACUGAGAAUUGGGAAUGGGUCGAGCCGGUGUGGGCGGCAAAGAGGGCGAGGCGGGUGGAGUUUUGGUCUGAGGCGGCGGAAACGCUAGGGGAGUGGUGGCGCAGCGGGGCGACGGGCGAGGUGGGGGAUUGUCUGGAAGACGCGUGUUGCCGACUGAGGGAGGGAGGGUGGAGGGACGAGGAGAUACUGGAGAUGAUGAAGGGUGGGGAUGAGGAGUGGGAGAAGGGUGGGGCCCCCCAAGACCGAGAGGCCGUGGCUGUGCACGUGCGAUUAUGGUCGCAGAGGUUGCUGCGUGCGGGAUGGAGCAGGGAAGAUGUGGUGUACACUCUGGGUGCGUCGUCGUCGUGGGGAUAGGAAAAUUCAAAAUCGAUAGUUGAUAGUGUGAAUGUUCGGCCCUUUUUUUCCCCACCUACUGCAUUCUCAUCUCUUCCUCUCAUUAGUGAUGGUGGUGUUGUUAAUACUCUGUUGUAUAGAAGGGAAGGACUAAGAAUUAAAUUAGAGGGCGAGGGGGCGGUGAAAUUUUCUAUAGUAAACAAAAUUUUGGUGAUGUACAUGUCAUAUACAUCUAACAUCUCCCAUUGGUAUGAAGUUUUUAUUUUGGAGAAUCUCAUUAAAGACCCCAGAAGGAACUUGUUAUGGCAUGACAGAUCAAAGGUCUAGAAAGAUUCUUAG